Closterium sp. NIES-65 is the source of this 552-nucleotide messenger RNA. Lineage: Eukaryota; Viridiplantae; Streptophyta; Zygnematophyceae; Desmidiales; Closteriaceae. The record is from the annotation of a GenBank genome assembly.
AUGUACAUCACCCUCUACUACAUAGUCACCCGGCCCCCUGACUCCCUUCACUCGGUGAGGGACCACUUCCUCUCUGUUUGCCCCACCACACUCACCGUUGACCUCCACGAGGAGCGCCUCCUGGCAGCUGAGAAAAGUAUAGUUGCUGUAGGAGCCUCUCGUGGUGACCCUCGUGCCCCCUUCUUUGAGGGGUGCUCCCCCUCCUCCCUGUUGCCCUCUGUUGCCUCUGCUGCUGCCGUUGACCUCGUUGGCUUCGAGUCGGCCAGAGCUGCGUCUGCCCCUAGCGGGAGACACUGCACCGGCAAGGCCAAGGGGGGCAAGGGCGCUGGAGGGGCUGGCGGGGGCGGUGGAGGUGGCGGUGGAGGCAGUGGAGGGGGUGGGGUUGGUGGUGGAAGUGGUGGCGGGGGUGGAGGUGUCGGUGGCAGCAGUGGAGGCGGAGGAGGUGGCGGCGGUGGUGGUGGGAGCCGCAGCGGCGGAGGUGGCGGAGGAGGCGGCGGCAGCGAUGGAGCUGGUCGCGGCUCUGCGCACAGGAGUGGCUCCGGUGCUGUCUAG